This is a messenger RNA of Durusdinium trenchii, 766 nucleotides long. The record is from the annotation of a GenBank genome assembly. NCBI's taxonomy places the organism in Eukaryota, Dinophyceae, Suessiales, Symbiodiniaceae.
UUCGCCUAAAGAGCUGAUUUCACGACCCGGAACUUGGCGCCAUGAACUUCAAAGAAAUUCCAAUCAAGAAUCCAACCACCUUGCCAUCGCACUUUGGCCCUGGCUCCCAAUGGGGGAAGCCGUACUAUCCCAUGGGCCAAGAAUGCGAGAAGGUCCAUGUGCCAAGAAGCCGAGGCACGAAUCCCUUGAGCCUGAGUGCCACAGCCAAUUGGCAAUGCGUGCCCAACACACGCUUCGAGCGCACCAUGCAUGUACUGCAUGACCCUCCCUCCAGCCGCUCCUGCGUCGUCUCGCACAACCCGGAUGGGCUCUUCAUGGAUUCGCAAUCUCACUACACCAAGGUGGGAUCGAAACACCUGUGUGAUCCUCGACCCGAUCAUCCACAUGCGCUUGCCAGGACCAUCAGUGUGCCGUCGAUGCAUCCCUACAACGAGCGUCGGGCAUUGCUGCGGGAUCCGACCCCUUGGCAUUUCAACGAGAAUUUUACGACCAGCAACGACAGCUAUGGCCUUUUCUACAGUAGUCACUUGAUCCAGGAGCCAACAGUUCACCGGCGGAAUAAUUUCGACUGGAUCAGAGCAAAGCGCAAGAUGAAGUGAGCAAGAGCAGCAGGAGCAGCAGGAGUUGUCAGCUUGGGCUCAGCCACUUGAUGCAGCUUCUUUACAUUUCUGCAAUGAUUCUUCAAUUGCAGCAUUUUGCGUGUCCGUUUCACUCUUAGUCGAACCUGGCAAAUGUCAGCGUGAAUGGUAUUUAUGUGACUGCCAAA